UUUUUUUAUCUCUAUUAAAUCUAAAAAAUCAAAAGGCCACCAACUUCUCUCACUCGGGCAUCAAAAAGCCCUUUGCUGAAGACCCACUUCUCUCACUCGGCCAUCAAAAAGCCCUGGCUGAAGCUGCCCUCCGGACGAGAGAAUCGGCCCCACUUUCCUCUUUCACUCUCAAUCCUCGUAGGUUCUAAUCUAAUCUUUUAUUACUUUUUUUUUUGCAACGCCCGUUUGAUUCCCAAGAAAAUCCAUCCCCCAUUCGAUUUCCGGGAAAAUUCAUUCUCGUUUGAUUUCCGAGAAAAUCCAUGCAAAACCCCCAAGGAAAACCAAAAAAAUUGCUUUUUUUUUUGCUCCCUGUGUUUUCUGGAUCUGUUCUAGGGUCGCUUUUGUGCCAUUGGAUUUAAAUUUCACGAACCCCAAAUCCACGAUUUUUGAGCCAGGCUGAAAAACACAACCUUUGCCUGCAAAUCAUGAUCAGAUUACCAAGGAACAUCUCAUGUUUUUUUAGAAAAAAGAAAAAAAAUUUGGACAGAUUUUGUAUCCUGUGCGCGGGCUGGACUGGUAGGAAAUAGCGGGAAAUUUCCCGAAAAAUCGGCGAUACAAACCGAAAUUUCGCCGAUAAAAUUGCAGCGGCCGGCAUAUUUUUGAAGAUUUCGCCGAUUUUUCGCUUGCAGCCGUUUUUCGGCGAUUUUAACCGAAAUUUGGCGAAAUUUAUCCCGUCGACAUUUCGCCCCCCUCUUUCGUAUCGCCGGCCAACGAAACCCGAAAUUUCGGUGAAAAAAAUGGAAACUUUCAUCCAUGCGCUCGGUUCUGAGAAAAGAGAAAUAUUUCUUAGAAGUCAGAGCAAAGGGUAUUAGAAGGCUGGUGCUUGAUCAAAGAACAAGGCCAAUAAGCAAACAGGGGUGUUCAUCUGAAAAAUAGAACACACAGCAAGAGACAAAGACAGAGAAAUGGGGCACACCAGCAAUGAUCUUCUGCACUUGGAGCAUAAGGCCUCUUCUUCUUCAUCCCUAGAAUCCACACUUCUUGUUUGCAAGAAUGGGUCAGAGUCCAAGUUGCAGAAACCUAAUCACCCUAAGGGAAAACCCAUCACUACCCCAGUGCCUUCAAGCCAAGUUCUGGGAAAAGUGAAAGAUUUCCUAGGAGUCAUAUCAGAAGCUAAUAAAAAGCUGGAGCUUGAUGCAAAGGACAAUUCCGGUAAGGACUAUGAUAUUGAGGUGCUCACGGGGAAUGAAUCUGAAUACAUUGAAAUGGAUUUGAUGCUGGGUAUUGCUGAUCUGCAGACUCCUGAGGCUGUGGCAGCAGCUAAAUCUUCUAUUGCAGGUUUUCAACCAGUGGCUCCUCUAGCUGGUUGCAGUAGUGGAACAGAAUCUGAAGAUAGCUCUGAUUAUGAUGAUAGUGAUAAUGACGAUGAUGAGGACAGCGAUGAUGAUAAAAAUGAUAACAAAAAUAAUAAUAAAGCAUGCUCUGUUGUGAAACAUAAAAGAUCAAAGUCUGCUCAUGGGGAUUCUUCCAUGGAAGUGCCCCAAAAAAAUGGGGGUUCAAAAAAGCGGCCAAAGAUUGUUGAGCUCUCGUGAGAAUCUUAAUUAGAAAUAGGACAGUGAAAUCUACUCAUGGGGAUUGUUUUCUAGGAAUGAGAGGGAAACCAUCAGGAUUAUAAGGGUUGCAGCAAGCAUGAAAGGCAUUUCUCUGCAGGAAGGAGGGAGCUUUCUGAAUGUCUGAUGAGGCUGUAAUUUAUGCAGCGGUGGGAUUUUUGCUUCUCCAUUAAUAUCUAUCAGGGCAUAUGCCAUACUAGACAGCUAAUGGAGAAAACAGUCCUGUGAGUACCCUUCAAAUUUUGAAUGUCAUGGAAGCUUUGUGAUUUUUUUAUUCUACCAAAUCUGUUGUCAUUAAAUUUUCUACAUUUCAGUUUGGUAAUUAAAUUUUCCAUUCCAUUA
Messenger RNA from Vitis vinifera (wine grape), 1931 nucleotides. RefSeq lists its product as uncharacterized. The record is from RefSeq and is a predicted model, not a curated record. NCBI's taxonomy places the organism in Eukaryota, Viridiplantae, Streptophyta, Magnoliopsida, Vitales, Vitaceae. The transcript is spliced from 7 exons. Bases 945 to 1571 code for a protein of 208 amino acids. Gene Ontology annotation, biological process: box C/D snoRNP assembly. Gene Ontology annotation, molecular function: box C/D methylation guide snoRNP complex binding.